AUGACUGCCGCCCAGGUUCUCCGCCCUGCCCCAUACGGGCCCUCCAUCAGCCUCCCGGCCCCGUACCCGGAGGGCACCGCGUUCCCGCUAUCCCUGUCGCCGGCCCGGGCCGGGGUGUCACUCGACGACAUCACAGCCGAAAUCCGCGGGCUCGCGGCGUCGGGGCGGAUAUCAAGUCUCCUAGACCGGCACGGGGCCGUCUACUUCCAGGGCCUGGGCCUGAAGAACGCGCACGAGUUCUCCAAGUUUGCCCACGCCUUUGGCUGGCUGCCGCACGAGGACAUUGGCAACCCCGUGCGCCGCACCGUCCUGGCCAAGAACGUCGCCACGGCUAACGAGGGCCCAAAUACCCAGCCCGUCUACCCGCACAAUGAGUUCGGCCUGAGCCCGCACUACCCGGCAUAUGGAGUCAAAUACCAGCUCUUCCACCCCAACGGGCCGAAAGACCAGACCACGUCGGCCGGCACGACGGUGCUUCAGGCCUACGGACGGCACGUGCUCGACUCGGACGACGCCGAGACGACGCGGCAGAAGAUCGAGAAGGAGAUCCGCCGCCUGCCGACAGCGACGUGGCGGUGGGAGAAUCAGUCGGCCACCAACCCCCUGGGCGACCUGCGCGUGUGGCAGGUGUUGCCGGUGGCCAGAGACCAUCCGCGCACCCGGCAGCGCGCCUUCUUCAACAACAUCGUCUCGCGCUUCCUCAACGCCGAUAAUGCCGGCACCCUGCUGCCGCCGCAUCUCACCGGCGACGGCAAGUACCAGCCGCCUGCGUUUUACGGAGACGACUCAUUGAUUCCACGUGAAUACCUCGACUCGGCGGUUGAGUUCAUCAACGAGACGCGCGCCAUGGUGACGUGGCAGGCCGGGGAUGUGAUACUGAUUGACAAUCACCAUGUUCAGCACGCGCGUGAGCCGUGGACGGGGUAG
Messenger RNA from Lasiosphaeria miniovina, 927 nucleotides. RefSeq lists its product as uncharacterized. Bases 1 to 927 code for a protein of 308 amino acids. Gene Ontology annotation, molecular function: oxidoreductase activity. The record is from RefSeq and is a predicted model, not a curated record. NCBI's taxonomy places the organism in Eukaryota, Fungi, Ascomycota, Sordariomycetes, Sordariales, Lasiosphaeriaceae. The transcript is spliced from 5 exons.